AUGUCACACUGGGUAGAUCGGGAACGACCACCUACUCCGCCUAUUCAUUACCGCGAUGAUGCUCUCCAAGAUCAACGCCAAUUGGAUGCCUCAUUAUCAAUACGAGGCCCCCCAGGUUAUGCUCAGCUACCAGAAACCCAGGCGGACUACACGUCUCCUUAUGGCACAUACACACCAGCACAUGAACACCUCCCGGGGCAACCCAACUUCCAAAGUGCCCCGUCACGCCGAAAUACUAUUCAACCUCCUCGUCUAUACCUACCCAUUAACCUCUUACGUUCAUCGCCCCGGCAGCAGACUACUCGCCCGGGCCCGACUCUCAUAACACCCUCUAUCCAGCAAUGGCCAACCCACAACCUCAAGGUCGAUGCGGAAGCUAAGAAGAAGCAAGAAGCAUACAAACGGAAAAGCGAGGCGGUCAGAAGGAAGACGAUAUCAUCGCAAAGCUCAGCGCCACAAUAUACCCCAAUGCCUGAACCUGCAUCUACACCUCGUCGUAAACGCAAGGCUAGGAUUCUCGAUGACCUAGUCAUGUCUACCCCGCCUCCGCCUCUCCGACGUCUGCAUCUAGCGUAUUUCCAGCAGCAGCAGCAAAGCGCCACACGCGGCGUAUUGAUGAACUAUGACCUGGCCCUUCAACAGUCACCAUUCUACGGCAUGAACUGGACCGGUCAAGAGCAGUAUCAUACACCACCCCCAUCCUCCUAUUAUCCGCAGUAUGAGGGCAUACCUGACACACGGCUCGCUCUGAACCCGCCUCAGCAUCCAACACAUACACCCGCACCACAUCCACCGUCACCUCCCAAGGUCAUCGACCCUAAGACCAUACCUCAGCACAUGACCAACAACUACGAUGAGUACAGGUGGCCAGUCAAGCUCUACGAGCUAAAAGCCCAAAAUGGCUACAACUUUGCUCAGUGUUUCUUGGAAACCCACUUCGAGCGGAACAUCUACGAUUCGGAGGAGCAUAAGUGGCACACUCACACAACCAAAGGCUUCAUCAAGGAGGGCAAUAGACUGUCUAUCUUGGUCCUGCAUAACGCAGCGAACCCGUUCGAGUGGGAUGUGCCGCCGGUAUCUACCACCAGUAUUGGUGUAUAUGGAUUUUAUGCUCACGAGCACAAUGAAAUCCAUUGGACGACCAUUGCGCCGAGUAUCCCAGAGUGGUUCAGCUCGUGUUUGGAUCAGGGCUUACUCACUGUCAAGCAGAAGUGGCAUCCCGACAUGAAAGCCUCGGACAAACGAUUCCAUCGCGCAUACUGGCUCGCUGCUAACAUGUUCCCGCUCAAGAGCCUACUGAACAGUAGUCCGAUGCCUGAGAAGCUAUUUGAUUCACUUGAAGACUGUGAAGGCGAUGGAUUCACGAUUGUAGAGAAGGACCUACAGCAAAAGUGGAUUGGAGAGACGGUAUCAGUGGAGGAGUCGGAAAAGACCUGGCGGAAGCUUGUCCAACAGGUGGAUGAAUUGAACUUUGGUUCGUUUGAUCCUGAGCAUUUUGCUACUGGUGGAUCGGAGAGGGCAUUCAUGGUUGACUGA
This is a messenger RNA of Alternaria atra, 1536 nucleotides long. RefSeq lists its product as uncharacterized. The coding region runs from base 1 to 1536 and encodes 511 amino acids. The record is from RefSeq and is a predicted model, not a curated record. The transcript has a single exon. NCBI's taxonomy places the organism in Eukaryota, Fungi, Ascomycota, Dothideomycetes, Pleosporales, Pleosporaceae.